CUGAAAGCUGCGUCGCAUUAGUAAUUGUGAGGCAGAAAGUAAAAACGCAAGAAGCACAGACAUGACUUUCCUCCCAGACUUCUCUAUGGCAACGUGGACUCUGCUUGUCCUGCUGCUGACUCUCCUUGCUUAUUAUGCAAUAUGGCCAUAUAAAUUAUUCAAAAGAUAUGGUAUUCCGGGUCCUACCCCCAUUCCAUUUAUUGGAACUUUCCUUGGGAACAGACAUGGGCUUAUGGAAUUUGACAUGGAGUGCUUCAAGAAAUAUGGAAAAGUUUGGGGGUUACUGAAUUUUUUGAGUGCCUGGGGGAACCAUUACCGGUGAAAGUCUAAGCGUCUCAGAUUUAUGAAGGGCAGAAGCCUUUACUCGCUAUAGUGGAUCCUGUGAUAAUUAAAAGUAUCAUGGUCAAGGAGUGUUACACCAACUUUACCAACAGAAGGGAUUUUGGUUUGAGCGGGCCCUUGAAGUCUUCUGUCCUUAUUUCCAAAGAUGAGCAGUGGAAGAGGAUCCGCACAGUGCUUUCACCUACUUUCACAAGUGGAAAAUUAAAACAGAUGUUUCCUCUGAUGAAUCACUAUGGAGAGUUGUUGGUGAAGAAUAUCCACAAGAAAAUCAAUAACAAGGAGCCACUAGACAUGAAGCAUAUAUUUGGAAGUUACAGCAUGGAUAUUGUUCUAAGCACAUCAUUUAGCGUCAAUGUGGAUUCCAUGAAUAACCCAAAUGAUCCAUUUGUCACCAACGCCAGGAAUCUCUUCACAUUCUCUUUUUUUAAUCCCCUGUUUCUGAUUUCAAUUUUAUGUCCAUUCCUUGUUCCUCUUUUGGACAAAAUGAACUUCUGCUUUCUUUCUUUGAAAAUCCUAAACUUUUUCAAGGAUGCAGUUGCAAGUAUCAAGAAAAAAAGGCAAAAGGGCACUCAUGAGGAUAGAGUGGAUUUCCUUCAGCUUAUGGUUGAUGCACAAAGCAAUGAAGGCAAGUCAGUACCAGAAGAGGAAAAACAUGGAUAUAAAGAGUUGUCAGACACUGAGAUUCUCGCACAGUCACUUAUCUUCAUAAUGGCUGGAUAUGAAACUACAAGCACAACCCUCAUGUUCCUGGCAUAUAACAUAGCAACGCACCCGGAUGUACAGAGAAAACUUGAGGAAGAGAUUGAUGCUUUACUGCCCAACAAGGUGAAGAGUCCUCAAUCAGUUUGAAAUUAUUGGCAGACUAUUAUUUUAUGACUUAAAGGAGAACUAUUAUAAAAAUAUUCAUUCUCUCCUUAUGCAGGAGUCUUAUUUUGAUUGAUAUUUAGGUCUAAUAUAGCCUAGCAUGGUGCUCCUUUUGCCUAGAAGAUGAAUUAUAAUGAAGCAUAGUGAAGAGUAACGGUACAGAAAUUUGAAUUAAUUGUAUUUAGAAAGUUUCUAUAUUCUCUACAGGCACCACCAACUUAUGAUGCACUUAUGAAAAUGGAAUAUAUGGAUAUGGUGAUUAAUGAGAGCUUAAGGAUGUUCCCUCCUGCUAUACGAAUUGACAGAGUGUGUAAGAAGACAAUGGAGAUUAAUGGAGUAACUAUCCCAGCUGGAGUUGUAAUUGUGGUACCGCUAUUUGCAUUGCACCUGAAUCCUGAGAUCUGGCCAGAACCAGAAGAAUUCCAACCAGAAAGAUUCAGUAAAGAGAAUCAAAAGAACCAGGACCCAUACAACUUUCUGCCUUUUGGAGUUGGUCCCAGAAACUGCAUAGGAAUGAGAUUUGCCUUAGUUAAUAUGAAAGUUGCUCUUACCAUCUUGUUGCAGAAUUUCAGAUUGGAGACAUGCAAAGACACUCCAGUUCCACUGAAAAUUUGUACCAAGGGAUACCUAAAGCCCACAAAACCUAUUAUUCUGAAUCUCAUUCCUAAAGUAGGACAGACAGUGGAAGAAUAAUAAAAGGAGCAACCACAUUCAUUCUUUUAGAUGUAAUGGUUGAAAUGGGUAAAUAGGGAUCACAUAUUUUUUGCUUAUAUAUUUCUGAAAACAUGCUCAAAAUAAAGUAACCCCAAUGGUGAAA
Messenger RNA from Xenopus tropicalis (tropical clawed frog), 2023 nucleotides. The record is from RefSeq. NCBI's taxonomy places the organism in Eukaryota, Metazoa, Chordata, Amphibia, Anura, Pipidae.